AUGGAAAUCAAACCCCCAGAGAAUGGCCAUGAGCCCAUGGAGGUGAACACAGGGAUGACUGCACCUUCAGAGCAUCGAGGGGCCAUGGAGGAGGAUUCCCUUCAAAACCAGCCCCAGGCAAUGCCGGUGGAUCCAUCCUCCUCGCUCAUAUCUAGCUUCACAGGGCACUACUCCACCCUGGCUCAUGCACCACGGGGCCCAAAGAGCCGGAGGACCGCCGGCGGCUCCCCGAUACCCGCUAAGCCCCUGGCUCUAAACAAGGAGCAGCGGCCCCUCCGACGGCCCCUCCGACGGCUGCUACGCUGGGGCCUGGCCGUGGGGCCAAGGCAGUGCAACGAGCGACGCCGGUGCGGACCUCUGGAGACCGUCGGAGAUGGGCAGAGGCCAUGGAGACCGCCCAACAUCUCUGGAGACCACGGCAGCUUUGGGGACUCCCCUGCAUCACCACCCAGGUUAAUGGGCCGUGGCCACGGGCCGAGCAGGGUUCAUGUCCACAGCGAGCUCUCUGCUCGGCUGCCAAAGGCGUGGGUCGAGAUGAAGCCACACCAGACCGGCAGUGAAGAUCACGGAACACCAGCAGACCCUCCAGGAAAGCAGACACUCUCCAUCCUUCCAUCCCAUUGCAGAUGGAGCAACAGCUCUCCCACUGGAGAAGUCAUUUCAGAUGGUUUCAGACAGUUUUACAAGGCCAUGGCUGCUACAAAGCUCUUCGCUUUGCUUCUGCAAGGCUUUAUCCUGUUCUCAGUGAAGGUUCACGAGAAGCUGGAUGAGGCCGCAUGGAAGCGCAUGGAGGAGCGCGAGAAGGAGAUGAACCGGGAGAUGACUCGUCUGAUGGAGGAGAUGGAGAGGAGAAGCCAACCUCAGUGGAGCCUGGUGCCCACGAUCCUGCAGCAGAGGUCUCAGGAGCAGAGCAUCACAACCUGGGGAGCUGUGCUCUUUGCUGCCAUUGCUGGAGUGCUAGUCCUCCUGUUUUGGCUCUGCUGGUGGCUCAGGACAAGGCGCCGUAAGACAGACUCAGUGCGCAGCACGAGUGAGAUCUCAAUCAGCAGCACAGUUGAGGGGGAUGAGAAAGAAACUGAUGCAGAAGACAGAAGUUUUGCCAUCCUUUCAUCCCAUGACAGGCAUCUCCAGUGGCCUGUGCAGAAAAUAAUCUCCAGGAGUGAGGUGGUAAAGGGCCUGGUGGAUGAGCUCCUGCAGGUCUUGCGAAUUCACCUGUCAAGUACUUUUAUGCCAGUGCUGCAGGAGGCCAUUGGUGUGGGCAGCUCGUUUGAAGGAUGGAGUCCCUAUGAGGUUGAUAAAGUUAUGUACCACAUACUUGUGCCCCUGAAGGCCCCCACUGGCCACAAGUUCUGGCUACAGCCACUGUGCGGCAGGUGCCAGAUUCCAGCCAUGGUCUCCCACAUCCAUGUGGAGCUGGAAUGCAGCUGUGGGGGACAGAACAGUCUGUGCUUCCUCCACAGCACUAAGAAGCAGCUGAGGAGGAUAAAGAAGGCACCCAAGGUCCUAGACAUCCUCUGUACCCGCUCAUACCUAGACGCGGCAAAAGUUGCAGAGUGGUUUCAGGAUUUGGUGAAGAAAGCCUGGACGGCAUUGCCUCGGUCACACUACAAGGUGAAUGUGCUGCCCUACAGCCAGACCACCUGCCUGCUGCAGCUGAAAAGUGACUCUGGGAGUAGCCUCAUUGUUGAGAUCUUGUUUGGAGUGCAACAAGGUGACUCAGAUAUCUUCCUCAGCAGUCUUCCUGCAGCGGACAGCCCAAGCACCGUGUGGACAACGAACUACCUUGUGGCAGAGAAGAAGUUCUUCAGCCACAUGGCCAAACAGGUCCCACAAGGCAGCUUCCACUUCAAAUGCCUUCAUCUCUGCACCUCCAUCCUGGAGGGCACGGACAUUUCCCUCUAUAUGCUCAAGACAGUUGUCAUGCACCUCCUCAACACCACACCCGUGUCAGGAUGGUGCAGACAGGACUGCAUCAUACGCCUGGCAGAUAUCAUGAACUACCUGCACCGCUGUCUGGAACAGAAGCAGCUCAACUUCUUCUUCUUUGGCAACGCUGAGAUGCCCAAGGAGAUCAUUUUGCCUCCAGACUUCCAAACGUACAAACCAGCCAACCUCUUGGAGCACCUUGUGCAGGAUCAGGCUGCCCAUACCAAAGCAUUGAGACAGUUUGAGGAGAUUCAGCACAGGCUCAUGGAGAGGCUGUACCAGGGGGUCUCCAAGACCAGACGAGCAUCUAGAGUCAUGCAGAGAGCUGUGCCCCCCACAGGUAUUAAAUGGCUUCCUCCAGUGGGGCCUUCAAGGAUCACUACCAGUGGGGCCUUCUACCCCCUGAGCCACAGGAAUUUCCACUGCUGUGCACCCAUACUCUUGACACCAAACAUGCUUGGGAGAGGAGGAUCUGGCAAAGCCAAGUGA
Messenger RNA from Dryobates pubescens (Downy woodpecker), 2415 nucleotides. RefSeq names its product inositol 1,4,5-trisphosphate receptor-interacting protein-like 1. The record is from RefSeq and is a predicted model, not a curated record. The transcript is spliced from 4 exons. NCBI's taxonomy places the organism in Eukaryota, Metazoa, Chordata, Aves, Piciformes, Picidae. Gene Ontology annotation, cellular component: membrane. The coding region runs from base 1 to 2415 and encodes 804 amino acids.